Molecule: messenger RNA, 1014 nt
Organism: Lactuca sativa (garden lettuce)
Lineage: Eukaryota; Viridiplantae; Streptophyta; Magnoliopsida; Asterales; Asteraceae
Source: RefSeq, a predicted model, not a curated record
GUACUCUAUAAUAAAUUAUCAGCAAACAACAUUAUCUUCGACCACCGCUUUUCUGUUUUUCUCACUUUACUUUGGCAAGUAUGGGAGGAGGAGCAGUUCCAACACCGGCGACCACCGUCUCCAUCGCCGGUAACCAUCACUCCCGACCACCAUAUUCUCCGACGGUUCCACCCUUCUCUUCCAAUUUUCUCACCGAAAACUUCAAUUUCAUCGAUGAAAAAACUGCAAAUGAAUAUCCCUAUGAAACCAACUUUGGACCUGUCCCUUCUAAAAUUGAAGUCCAAAACGCCAUAUCUGAUCUUCGAAGUAGGGUGAUGGAUGUAAUUUGUGCAACAAAUUCAAAAUCUUUGGGACAAAACAGGCUUCUUGAUGCCUACCAUUUGCUACAAACAGAUGCUUCUGUUCAGAAACUUGUGUUAUCGAUAUCAUCAGAUAUAGAGGUGUGGGAUGCUAUCUUGAAGAAUGAUGAAGUUCGGGAUCUUCGACGCUCAUUGCCAUACACAGCUAAUGAAGAAAAGGACAUGGGAUACAAGCAAGAACUCAACUCGACAUCUCUUCUGAUUAAGUGGAUUUUUUCUUUCAUGAAAUUGAAAAUUACAGAAUUAAUCGAUAGAUUAGAGGUUUUCAUCCUUGAAAGAAUACAAAUUGUGACAAGAAAGUCAAAAUCCACAUCAAAAGUUGAUGAUAUAUUGGAAGAAAAAGUUCGAUCUUCACUACUCCUCUCGGUAGUCAUAUUGUUAAUAGUGGUCAUCACAAGGAGCACCGAGACAUGAUCAAAGUUUUAUGAGUUCUCGUUGAAAUGUAGUUUUUGAAGGGUUUUUUUUUUUUUUUUUUUUUUUUUUUUUUUGAAUAAUCUUUACCUUGUAUGUGUUCAAAAAGGGGUUAAAUACAAGAAAUAACAAACACAUUUUCAUAGAUUUGUUAUGAUGGGUUGUCCUGUGACCUGGAAAUAAACUACAAUUUCCACUAAGAAGGAAUAAUACACAAACAAAGAAAAUAUGUGCUAUUACUUUA